GGCGGCGGCGACCGGGCGGCGGCGGAGGAGCGGCCGCGAGAAGCGCUGGGCCUUGCCGGGGCGGGCUGCGGCCUAGUCGGGAGGUGGCGGUGGGGGGGGCGCAGGCCUCGCGGCGUCCCGCAGGCCUCGCGGGGGUCCAGCCGGCCUUGAGGGGAGGUCGGCGGCUUUUUGGGGAUCCCCGAAGCUUUUAGGGGAUCCUGCGGGUCUCUGGGGUGAUCUCGGGGAUCUCACAGCGCGCGGGGAGGGGGCGGCCGAGACCCCACGGACGCUGUGGGGGGACCCCGGGCCCUGCGGCGCUUUUGGGGGUCCCCACACGCUAUAGGGGCUGGGGGGGACCCUGUGGGCGCGUUUUUGGGGGGCUCUGGGCCCUAUAAAACCUCGGGGAGGGGGUCCUAGAGCCCUGGUGACCCUUGGAGGGGUCUCCUAUCACCUCUAGACCCUUUUGGGGAGGUCUUAGGCCCUCAUCAAUACCUGAGGGGAUCCCAAGUCUCCGCAGGCCCUUUUGGGGUUCCCCUGGCCCGUACAGGGGUUUUUGGGGGGUCGUGCUCCCCAGUUCCCCUCAGAGUCCUCCACCGGCCGCGUUUUGAGGGGGUUUUGGGGGUGUUUUUAGGGGAGCAGACAAGGGGUUGGUUUCUGGGUUUUUUUUGAGGUUUUUAUGGGGGGUGCUUUUGAGUUGAUUUGGGGACUGUUUUAGGGGUUUUGCUGAGGCUGUUUUGGGGGGGAUUUGAGGCAGUUUUUGCCGGGUUUUGAGGCUGUUUUGGGUGGUUUUUUUUUUUUUUUGAAGCUGCUUUUGGGGAGUGUGUUUGAGGGUGUUUUUAGCUUUUUUUUCUUUUGAGGGGAUUUUCGGGGGUCCGGCGGGCGGCGCGCGGAUGUCCCGGGCCGGGGGGGGUCGCGGGGGUCCGUAGGGUCGGGGGUCGCCCCGGGGGCCCGGCCAUGGCCUCGGUGCCCGUGUACUGCCUGUGCCGCCUGCCCUACGAUGUGACCCGCUUCAUGAUCGAGUGCGAUGGCUGCCAGGACUGGUUCCACGGCAGCUGCGUGGGGGUGGAGGAGGAGGCGGCGGCCGAGAUCGACCUGUACCACUGCCCCCAGUGCGCCGUGCUCAGGGGCCCUUCCGUCAUGAAGCGGCGCCGUGGUCCGGCCAAGGCCCCGGAGCAGGAUCCCGGCCGUCCGGCCCGCACGGGCAGUGCCCAAUUCAUCCGGGAGCUGCGGGGCCGCACCUUCCCCAGUGCUGACGAGGUUCUGCUCCGGCCCAGCGGGGCCCAGCUGACCGUGGAGUACCUGGAGGAGAACAGCUUCAGCGUGCCCAUCCUGGUGGCACGGCACGAGGGGCUGGGCAUGACCCUGCCCCCCUCGUCCUUCACCCCCCGCGACGUCCUGCACCACGUUGGAGCCGACAAGGUGGUGGCCGUGCUGGACGUGGGCCGCCAGGCCGAGCUGCGCAUGCGCCUCGGAGACUUCGUGGCCUACCUGGGGGGGCCCCGGCGCGAGCGCGUGCUCAGCGUCACCGGCCUGGAGUUCUCGGACACGCGGCUGUCCAACCUGGUGCAGACCCCUCGGAUCGUGCGGAAGCUCUCGUGGGUGGAGAACCUGUGGCCGGGGGAGUCGGCGCGGGAGCGGCCGAGCGUGCAGAAAUUCUGCCUGAUGGGGGCCAAGGACAGCUACAGCGACUUCCACAUUGACUGCGGGGGCACCUCGGCCUGGUACCACGUGCUCAAGGGCGAGCAGAUCUUUUACCUGGCGCGUCCCUCGGCCGCCAACCUGGCUCUGUUCGAGGCCUGGAGCAGCUCCCGGAACCAGCCCGAGCUCUUCUUCGGGGACCAGGUGGAUCGGUGCUUCCGGUGCCACCUGCGCCAGGGCCAGACCCUCUUCAUCCCCACAGGCUGGAUCCACGCCGUGCUGACCCCCGUGGACUCGCUGGCUUUUGGGGGGCACUUCCUGCACAGCCUCAACAUCGGCAUGCAGCUCCGGGCGUACGAGCUGCAGCGGCGCCUCAACACCCCCGACCUGGCCAAAUUCCCCAAUUUCGAGACCGUCUGCUGGUACGUGGGGAGGCACCUGCUGGACACCUUCCGAGGGCUGCGGGAGAACCGCCGGCACCCCGCGGCCUAUUUGGUGCUGGGAGCCCGAGCCCUGACCGGGGCCUUCCGAGCCUGGACCCGCCGAGAGGUGCUGGCAGAGCACGAGCAGGAGAUCCCCGAGACCGUGCGGCCGGGGCAGCUGAUCAAGGAACUGGGCAGGGAGAUCCGGCUGGCAGAGGAGCUGUUCCAGCAGAGCACGGGGAUGUCGGGGACCCCCUUUGGGCCCCCCUGGGGGGUCCCAGGCCCCAAAAAGGGGGGGCCCCGCAAGCAGCCCCCCAACUCCCGCAGCCUCGACGAUGGGGGGAGCCUGAACCCCCCUGCAGCACCCCAGGAGGAGGAUGAGGAGAUUGACCCCCCCAGCUCCAGCCCGGAGGAGACGGACCCCGACUCUGAGGGGGACCCCCAGAUCCUGCUGGCCAAUGGGGGCUCUCGGCCCCGCCGCAGCCGCCCUGGGGGGCUCUGGGGGUCCCGGCCGCCCCCAUCCCCCCCCUGCUCCCCCCCCAGCUCCCCCCUGGACCUGGACUCGGAGGAGGAGCUGCAGAUCGACGAGACCCCCCCGCGGCGGGGCCCGCGCCGCCUGCCCCGGCUCCCCCGGAAGCUGCCCCGGGCCAAGCCCUGCUCUGACCCCAACCGGGUGCGGGAACCAGGGGAGGUCGACUUCGACAUCGAGGAGGAUUACACCACGGACGAGGAGGACGAGGGGGGCGCCGGGGGCAGCGCUGGGAUCCUGGACCUGCUCAAGGCCAGCCGGCAAGUGGGGGGCUCCGAGUACCCCCAGCUCAGCGAGGCCCCCGCCUCCCCCAGCACACGGGAAGCCAUCCAGGGCAUGCUCUGCAUGGCCAACCUGCCCGCGGGGACCCCCCUGGGACCCCCAAACUGGUGGGGAGGGGGUGGGGGCAGCGAAAGGGGGGGUCCGGGGGGGUCUGGGGGAUCCCGGAGAGCCCCCCCAGCCCCCCGGAGCACCGACAGCGAGGCCGAGGGGAGCCUGGACGAGCAGGACAGCCUGGGGGCCUGCUUCAAGGAUGCUGAGUAUAUUUAUCCCUCCCUGGAGUCGGAUGAGGACGACCCUGCCCUAAAAUCGCUCCCCAAAAAGAAGAAGGUGACGGACGACGCCCCCUGGAGCCCCAAAGCCCGGGUGACGCCGUCGCUGCCCCGGCAGAGCCGCCCGGUGCGGGAGGGGACGCGCGUGGCCUCGGUGGAGACCGGGCUGGCGGCGGCCGCUGCCAAACUGGCCCAGCAGGAGCACCGAAAGCUGCAGCGCAGGAAGGGCCCUGCCAAGCGCCGCCCGCCCUCGCCCCCCUCCCCGGAGGAGGAAGAGGAGGAGGAAGAAGAGGAGGAAGAGGAAGACGAGGAAGACGAAGAGGCCGAAGCCGAGCCCGAGGGGGGGGAGGCCGAGGCCGAGGCCGAGCUCGGGGGGGGUGAAGCGGAGGCCGAGCCCCCCCCGGAGGCGCCCCCGGAGGCGCCGUACCCGCCCAGCCUGGCCGACCACGAGUACACGGCACGGCCGGGGGGGCCGGGACCCCCGCCCGGGGCUCAGCCCGGCCGAGCCCCCCCCCCCAUGGCCCCGGGGGUGUUCCUGAGCCAGCGCCGGGGCCCCCCCGGAACGGCCCCCCCCAGCCACGGGAAACGCCCCCGGAAGGGUUUGGCCACAGCCAAGCAGCGCCUGGGCCGGAUCCUCAAAAUCCACCGCAACGGGAAACUGCUGCUCUGAGGGCGGGGCCGGCCACGCCCUGCCAGGCUCCGCCCACCGCAGGCUGAACAAUGAACUAUGGGCGGGGCUGCUGCAGAAAGGGGCGGGGCCUGAUGGAACCGCACCCAUCAGAACAAUGGUGUGGCCGCUAAAAAGGGGCGUGGCUUGUGUUAGGCUCCACCCCUUCAGGUGUGGUCCCACCUGACCCCUCUGAGGCCACACCUGCAAUGCGGAUCCCACUGAGACCACACCCUAUCACAGCCCAAGCCACGCCCAUUGGUCAUGUAGGGUAAUAAACAGGCGUGGCAACAAUAAACCACACCCACAUAGAGGCAACCACGCCCAUAAAAGCGUGGAGCUGCAAUAUGGCUCCGCCUACCACGGUUCCCACCUUCCCAUUGGCUGUGAAUGGGCUGGGGGCGGGGCUUCUGCAUUUCCCGCCUCCAGGAGCUGAGGCGAUUGGACAAGCCCCGCCCCACAGCUGCGGGAGGGGCGGAGCCAUCUUUGAUUGGUCCCCGCUGGUUUUUUUUACCCCUCCCCUAGGUGUCUUCAGGUUGAUUGAUAGGGCGGGGCCGCUUCCCAUUGGCUGCCCCUGUUUUGUAGGCGUGUCCGGAGGUCGCGGCCCCGCCCCCUUCCUUUUGUAUUUGUAGAAUAAAAAAGGAAAA
Zonotrichia leucophrys gambelii is the source of this 4433-nucleotide messenger RNA. RefSeq names its product PHD finger protein 8 (gene PHF8). NCBI's taxonomy places the organism in Eukaryota, Metazoa, Chordata, Aves, Passeriformes, Passerellidae. The transcript is spliced from 21 exons. Gene Ontology annotation, molecular function: histone demethylase activity; transcription coregulator activity. Bases 934 to 3789 code for a protein of 951 amino acids. The record is from RefSeq and is a predicted model, not a curated record. Gene Ontology annotation, biological process: regulation of transcription by RNA polymerase II; protein demethylation.